This is a messenger RNA of Parnassius mnemosyne (clouded apollo), 2532 nucleotides long. The record is from the annotation of a GenBank genome assembly. NCBI's taxonomy places the organism in Eukaryota, Metazoa, Arthropoda, Insecta, Lepidoptera, Papilionidae.
AUGGGCAAUACAGAGAGUAACGUAACUAGUGGUGUAAAGAAGCAGGCGGGAACGUCGGAUCAGAAGCUUUACAAGCUUAUUAAUUUAAAAGGUGGAGGUCUUCUGGUAGACAUGAUGAAGCGGGCCGUCCAGAACAAGCAGUACGCAGAGAUCGACCACGCUAUCAAAACCAAAGUGGAACCAUUCUUGUAUAAUAAGGGCAACGGUCGUUACAUACCUAUAUCACAUCUUGUUUUGUUUCGGAACAAAGAAAGGCCCCGACACAAAUUGUUGCCUGCUUUGAGAGGAAUGGAGAAUCCUGACGAAGAAUUUGACGUUGAGAAGGAUUGGCCCGUCGUGACGCAAGCGCAGUACGAUGCAAAUCCUUCAGCUUAUAGAGAACUGUGCUGGGAUUUGAAGGAGCGGGGAGCUGUCGGGGAAACCAUACUUCAUCUAUGCUUAUUGAACGCUACUACUCUUCGGGGUGAUCUUGCAAAGAGGAUCCUGCGCUUCUAUCCAAAACUUAUUAACGACAUUUAUAUUAGCGAUGAAUAUUACGGUGAGAGUGUACUCCACAUGACGAUAGUGAACGAGAAUCCAACUAUGGUGAAGUUCCUUCUGGACGCUGGAGCAGAUUACCACGAGCGUUUCUGUGGUAAUUUUAUAUGCCCCGAGGAUCAGAAAGCGUCACGCUAUGACUCAUUGGACCAUGAGUGGGUUAAUGUACAACCUAACACUAACUAUGAAGGUUACGUAUAUUGGGGUGAGUAUCCCCUCAGCUUCGCAGCAUGUCUGGGUCAAGAAGAAUCCUACCGGCUAAUCCUAGCACGAGGCGCUAACCCUGAUAAACAAGAUACUAAUGGAAAUACUGUACUACAUAUGCUUAUUAUAUAUGAUAAAAUGAGCACAUUCGACAUGGCAUACGAAGUGGGUGCGUCUCUAAACAUACGCAAUGUUCUUAACCUGACGCCUCUAACACUGGCGGCCAAGCUAGCCCGUACAGAUCUUUUUGUCCACAUCCUGAACAUUGAACGGGAGAUCUACUGGCAGAUCGGAGCCACCACUUGUGCCGCUUAUCCAUUAGGACUGGUGGACACUAUUGAUACUGAAACUGGACUUAUUCAUAAAGACUCCGCGCUUAAUUUGGUUGUGUUUGGUGAAAAAGACGAGCACUUAGAACUUCUGGACGGCAUGCUCAUCAACCUGUUAAAGAUCAAAUGGAAUACAUUUGUGAAAUUUCGUUUCUAUCGGCGCUUUAUUGUAUUUUCGUUUUACUUCUUAGUGUCGCUUGUUUGCUUCACUUUACGCCCAGGGCCACCAGAUCGCACCGCUAACUCCACCGUAGUGAACUCCACAGUUGGUCCAAAUCUCAAUUUCACUCUUGAUGUCGCAAACUGUACAGCGAUUCCUAAUGCGACGGAACUGGAUCCUGGUGCAGUAGAAGUGAUUAAUGUAACGAAACCAGGCAUUCACUGCAGUCGUUUCAAGAGCCAUCGAAAAGAUAAGGACAAAUCUUUUGAUUCACCAAGAGAGUCAAUGGGAGAUUGGUGGCAGGAUCUUACAGAAGAAUGCAGGUUAAUGAAUUUUGAUUCGUGGCAAGCAAAACUACGAAUUUCAGGAGAAUUAUUACUUUGGCUCGGGGCUUUAGCGUAUAUAGGAGGCGCACUCAGAGAAGCGAGGUUUUUGGGAUUAAAGAUGUUUAUUGAGAACUUGAGUACUGUACCCUCGAGGAUAAUGUUUCUAUUUUCCUGCCUGCUAAUGUUGGUGCUGCCAACUCUGAGACUCUGGUGUGCUGAUGAGGAGGAAGAUCACCUUGCUGUAAUUAUUAUGCUUACCACUGCUCCGUAUUUUUUAUUCUUUUGCAGAGGCUUCAAAACUGUCGGCCCCUUCGUAGUAAUGAUCUAUAAAAUGGUGAUGGGAGAUCUAUUGCGUUUCGUUUGCAUCUAUUUGGUGUUCGUCAUGGGAUUUUCGCAAGCGUACUACGUUAUAUUUUUAUCAUUCGAUAAUCCGAACACGCCGGAGGGAGUCGACGACUCGGUGUCGAACCCCAUGCCAUCUCCUAUGGAAAGCAUUAUGGCCAUGUUCCUAAUGUCGCUCACCUCCUUCUCAGAUUAUUAUAGCGCGUUUGAACGUACGGACCACGAGAUUGAAGCUAAGCUGCUAUUCGUCCUGUACAUGAUAAUAGUGGCCAUACUUCUUGUCAACAUGUUGAUCGCUAUGAUGGGAAACACUUAUCAGAAGAUAGCGGAGACGCGCAACGAAUGGCAGAGACAGUGGGCUCGCAUCGUGCUGGUGGUGGAGAGAGGAGUGACGCCACAACAGCGAUUGAAACAGCUGCUGACUUACAGCCAGCCGAUGGCCAAUGGGAAGAGGGCGCUGGUUUUGAGGAUUAAUCAGACGGAUGAAGAAAAAGAAGAAAUGAAGGAGAUUUUUGAAAUGAAACGAACUCACGACAGGAUUGUUGCAAAGAGGAAGCAACGUGAGGCGGAAAUAAAGCGAUUCAAGGGACGUCCGCCUCCGCAGCCUGUUCGCGACUAUCCCAUUAAGAAAUAA